Molecule: messenger RNA, 1388 nt
Organism: Motacilla alba alba
Lineage: Eukaryota; Metazoa; Chordata; Aves; Passeriformes; Motacillidae
Gene: ACER1
Product: alkaline ceramidase 1
Exons: 8
Coding region: 201-992 (263 amino acids)
Biological process (GO): ceramide metabolic process
Cellular component (GO): membrane
Molecular function (GO): hydrolase activity, acting on carbon-nitrogen (but not peptide) bonds, in linear amides
Source: RefSeq, a predicted model, not a curated record
GAAAGAGCAGCACAGGGAGAGGCACGCUGGACGGAGCGAGGGGAUUUUCUGGCGGCUGCUGGUGGUGAGCUCACACUGUGGGCAUUCCUUCGGAGCUAGAGCGGCAGGGCGGGUUGCUGCUCCAGCUUUGCUGGAAACCUUGGAGCUCCCAGAGCGUGUGGAAGCAGUGCUGGUCCAUCCAGGGAUCACAGGUGCUGAGGAUGCCGAGCAUAUUUUCCUACCAGAGUGCCGAGGUGGAUUGGUGUGAGAGCAACUUUGUGCGCUCGGCGGUGAUUGCCGAGUACUACAACACCAUCAGCAAUGUGAGCUUCUUUGUGCUGUCUCCUGCGCUGCUGUACCUGAACAGGCAGUACUGCCAGAAGAAGGCUGUGCCCCUCUACUUUGUCUCAGGGCUGCUCCUCCUCGUAGGUGUCUUCUCCAUGUACUUCCACAUGACCCUGAGCUACGUGGGACAGCUCUUGGAUGAGCUCUCCAUCCUCUGGACGCUGGCUGUGGCUUAUUCCUUCUGGUACCCACAGGCUUACUUCCCCAAGUGCAUCAAAACCAGGAGGCAUUUCUUCUGGCUGACUGGUAUCACCACCGUGAUCAGCACCUUGAUGUCUUUUGUCAAGCCCACCCUCAAUGCCUACGCGCUCAACUGCAUCGCCUUCCACCUCCUCUACAUGACCUGGAAGGAGCUCAAGAAGUGCAAUGACAAGCGGGUUCACCGCAUGGCCGCGGUCAUGGUGAUGUGGUGGGCACUGGCCAUCACCAGCUGGAUCAGCGACCGCUGGCUCUGCUGGCUCUGGCAGGCCAUCAACUUCCCCUACUUCCACAGCUUCUGGCACGUGCUGAUAGCCAUGUCCCUGCUGUACUGCUGCCCUCUGGUCAUCUACUUCGACGUCAGCUACGAGAUGCCCUCGUUCAAGCCAAAGCUGGAAUACUGGCCCAGCGACUCGUGGCCUGUUGUGGUGCCCUACGUCACCCUGGAGGAGCCCCACAAGCAGUGCUAGAGCUGGGUGCCCUCAGGCCUCCCUGGGGCACGGGGUGUGUGAUGCUCACACGGGGAACAUCUCGGUUGUGCUCCUCCUGUUCCUCAGGCAGGGGCAGCAUGGUAGCGGAAGGGGCAGGGAGCAGCUGAGGCCUCGUGAUGCUGGGCAUGAAGCAAGGUGGGAGCCCACAGGUGCCUCGGAAGGCUCUGCCCAAACUGGUGUUCAGAGAGGUGGAGAUUUCCUCCAGCAGACCCUCAAGAGGGGGGAGGGACACAGUGCUGCUUCUGUGUCCUCUGCGUUAGUCAAGCACCAGCACCCCUUGCUGACAAGGGCACAGCGGAGAACACUGAAGCCAAACUGGUGACAGCUGGGUUUGUUGGGGCUGCUCUAAUUAUUAUUAUUAACUCUAUUUAUUGA